AUGCAACCAGAAUCUGGUUUGUUUGGCAAUGGCUUUCACGCUGGUCCAAAUACAACCCUCUCUCCUCCCACCACCACCGUCGUCGCUCCACGUAACCACCCCCCUCACGUUGUGAGUGCCCGCCAUGGGCUAAGCAACGUGAGGGGGCUCACAUCGACCACCACGCCACUCACCCGAGAUCCAGCAAUGUCGCCAACACGACAAUGCUGUGCCACGUCACCAUGGCACACGAACCAGGUGCCACGUCCACCCAUAGCUGUAAGACUAUGCCUUGUAUAUUGGACUAAUCCACCCAUACCUAUUGCAUAG
Molecule: messenger RNA, 309 nt
Organism: Laccaria bicolor S238N-H82
Lineage: Eukaryota; Fungi; Basidiomycota; Agaricomycetes; Agaricales; Hydnangiaceae
Exons: 2
Coding region: 1-309 (102 amino acids)
Source: RefSeq, a predicted model, not a curated record